Molecule: messenger RNA, 1086 nt
Organism: Malassezia vespertilionis
Lineage: Eukaryota; Fungi; Basidiomycota; Malasseziomycetes; Malasseziales; Malasseziaceae
Exons: 1
Coding region: 1-1086 (361 amino acids)
Molecular function (GO): oxidoreductase activity
Source: RefSeq, a predicted model, not a curated record
AUGGCAUCUGUCCCUAAAGCGAUGCGUGCGGUAUUGAUCAAAGGCGACAAAGGCCCUUCGAGCGCGUUGUACAUUGGCGAUGCGCCGACACCCAAAAUUGACCUUACUAGCAAUAAUGUAAUUGUCAAGACAAAGGCGUUUGCAUUGAACCGCAUGGAUUUGCUGCAGCGCGAGGGAAAAUACCCUGUGCCUCCAGGCGCGAGCAAGAUUCUUGGCGUCGAGUUCAGCGGCACGGUCGCCGAGGUUGGCAGCGGCGCGGCGCACUUCAAGGUCGGCGAUCCUGUGUUUGGCCUGACCAUGGGCGGUGCCUACGCCGAGUACGUGAGCAUUCCCGCGCCCAUGUUGCUGCACAAGCCUUCGGCGCUUUCGUGGGUCCAAGCUGCGGCGAUCCCCGAGGCGUUCCUCACCGCAUACCAAGCACUGCACGUCAUUGGUGAGCUCAAGCGCGGCGAGGACGUUUUGGUUCAUGCCGGGGCUUCAAGCGUUGGCCUCGCUGCGAUCCAGCUGGCGAAAAAUGCAGGUGCGAACCGCAUUUAUGUCACGGCAGGCACGGCGGGCAAGAUGGAUACUUGCAAGUCGCUUGGUGCUACGGACGCGUUCAAUUACAAAGAGGAGAACUGGAAGGAUGCACUGAUGCGUGCUACCGAUAACAAGGGCGUCGACAUCAUUAUGGAUUUUGUUGGUGCGCCGUACUUUGCCAACAACAUUGCCUCGCUCAAGCUGGACGGACGUUUGAUCAUCCAAGGCCUCAUGGGCGGGUACAAUGUCCAAGAUUGCAACAUUGUGCCCAUUCUGUUAAAGCGCUUGCGCAUCGAAGGCAGUACUUUACGCAGCCGCGGCCUCGAGUACCAGUCCAUGCUCGUACAAGACUUUUUCCACGGCGGUGGUCUCGAUGCGAUCGUGCAUGGCUCGUCCACGGGCCAUACCGAACUCGAGGACCGCGUGCGUGUGUACAAGGUAGUUGACUGGAAAGACAUCAAAGACGCGCAGGAUGAGAUGGCCGAAAACAAGAGUAGGUUGAAAGCGUGCCUUGGGCAGACACUGACGCGCAGACACUGGAAAGAGUACGCCAGCACGGAAAACUGA